AUGCCUAAAAACGGCCCUGACAGCAACUUAUUCCUCUCACAGACCCUGGUGGAGCAUCUUCUCUCAACGAAAGAAGACAUGUCACUGCUCAUCUCCAGGUUUCAAGAGUUUUUGGAGAUGGAUGAUGUGCGCUACUACGUCAUGAGUUCAGUACGAGAUAACAUUUACAGAGUCAUGGGCCGAAACAAAAAGGCUGUGAUUCCUGUAUAUCAAAAUAAUGUUUACACACUCCUCUCAACCAUCAACGUACCCAGCCACGGAUCAAAAAUUACACAUUUUCUUGUUAAACAAGCAUACAAGCCGGAAGAAUGGAAAGUAGCCAAACUAAAGGAGCAUAAACGAGCUUUUGAGCAAAUGUGGCUGCUGUUUCUCAAGUUCAAGUUACCUAGCAGCAUGUACAAGAAGAUCCUGGUGGUCCUUCAUGAGUCCAUAAUGCCACAGAUGAGUGAUCCCACACUUCUGAUUGACUUCCUGAGCGCUGCCUAUGACAUUGGUGGGGCGAUCAGUUUGUUGGCUCUGAAUGGCUUGUUCAUCCUCAUCCAUAAGCAUAAUUUGGAUUACCCAGAUUUUUAUAAGAAGCUGUACAGUCUGCUGGAUCCCUCCAUCUUCCAUGUCAAGUACAGAGCACGUUUCUUCCACCUGGUGAACAUCUUCCUCUCUUCAACACAUCUGCCAGCCUAUCUUGUGGCAGCGUUUGUGAAGCGCUUCGCUCGCCUGUCUCUCACAGCGCCACCUACAGCUCUCCUCAUACUUCUGUCAUUCAUCUGUAAUCUCAUUCGCCGGCAUCCCUCGUGUAGGGUUUUCAUCCACAGACCCAGCGCUGCAGAAGAGCCUUGUGAUGACCCGUAUGUGAUGGAAGAGGAAGAUCCAGCUCAGUGUCAUGCUCUGGAGAGCAGCCUAUGGGAGAUCAAGACUUUGCAGAAGCAUUACCACCCAGAUGUGGCCAAGGCUGCCAUGAAGAUCAACGAGCCACUGACUGAACAAGAGGACAAUAUCAGUGAGAUGCUAGAGCUCUCGACAUUUGAGCUAAUGGAGCGAGAACUCAAAGCUGAAAGGAAGACGAUACCGCUAGAGUUUGACACAGCCACAGAGCUCCUGAAGAGCCCUAGAGAGAUGCUCGGAGUGCACUUUUCUCUAGAGUAACCACUCUUAUUUGCAAAUAUGAUCUUUCCAAAAAUGUAUUCUUUGUAUUAAAAAAGUUUGUGCAGUCAAUUCCCUGGGCUGAAGAAAUAAACAUUUGCAAAAAAUGAGCAUGUGCUGAAUAUUUUGUGU
Messenger RNA from Sinocyclocheilus grahami, 1272 nucleotides. RefSeq names its product nucleolar complex protein 4 homolog. The coding region runs from base 1 to 1143 and encodes 380 amino acids. Gene Ontology annotation, biological process: ribosome biogenesis. The record is from RefSeq and is a predicted model, not a curated record. Gene Ontology annotation, cellular component: small-subunit processome; nucleolus; Noc4p-Nop14p complex. NCBI's taxonomy places the organism in Eukaryota, Metazoa, Chordata, Actinopteri, Cypriniformes, Cyprinidae. The transcript is spliced from 12 exons.